UACAAAUCUAUUACAUUUAUUGAGCUCUCAACGUUAUGACGACGACGGCUGAGGCGCCCAAACCCUCCGAGGAAUGGAACACCUUCCUGAGCCAAGUGAAGGCUAUUGAGAAGAAGGACAGUAAUAUGACAUCAGAUCAGCAGAUAGAGCGGCUUCACAAACCUGGAGCCAAAUACCUCAACCUUAACCCUUUCUAUGUAUUACAAGUAGACCCAGACGCAACAGAAGACGAGUUGAAGAAGCAGUACCGGAGAUUAUCAAUACUCCUGCAUCCAGAUAAGAACCCUAAUAACAGAGAUCAAGCCACUGGCGCUUUCGAGGUCGUCAGUAGAGCAAACAAGCUUCUUCAGGAAAAAGAAACAUCAGACAAAUUCAAACUAAUCUUAACUGAUGCAGAAAACAGAGUCCUCAAAAUGAUGGAGGACAAGAGAAAGGAAGCUAAGUGUAAGAGCCUACCUCCACCUGUUGAAGACCCUUCUAAGUUUGGUCAUCUGGUAAACGUAAUGGCAAGUAAGCAACUAGCGGACUACGAGAUACGUCGCGGCGACAAGGACAAGAAGGAACAACAAGAAAAAAAACGGGAGAGCGAUGCUGCCGAGGAGUCAGCCAAGAGGUUGAAGAAACUUGAAGACGAUAAAAAGAAAUGGGAGGAAUCAAGAGAAGAAAGAGUGACAACGUGGAAAGAUUUCCAGAAUAAGGGAGAGAAGAAGAAGAAGAAGAGGCAUAUGUUAGGCACCUUCAAACCACCCAAACCAAGAUUAGAGGAACGCUAAAAAUGUAACAUAUUUAUUUUUAAUAUCAUAACUAUCAUUCAGUGGACAGUGGAAUUUUAAUGCUGUAUUUAAGAUCGAUUCGUUAUUGAAUGUCGCUGGUUGGCAGCUGUGUCUUUGUGGUAAAAGUCACAAUUUUACAGACAGCUUUGGGAGUCUGAAUUAUAAAAUAACCGUGUGAAAGUAGUGAAUAAUUUGUUGAUAUUUAAAAUUUAAGUAAUAUUUAAAGUUUAGUCCCGGUACUGGUGAAUAAACAGCGUAAAAAUUUCAAGGAGGCCUCCCUUUUUAAUUUUUGAUUGUUAACCUUGUCCAAGAACGAUAAUAAUGUGCAAAUCAUUGGUGAUUGACUCACCAACAAUUAAAGUAAUUUUAUUGAUGCUUAUAAAGUUAUAAACAACAAAUCGCUCACAUAAAAUGUAAGUUUACGUGAAAUAUGAACAAUCCCUUAACUUUAACAAGCUGAACCAUGUUUGUGGGCAAUGUUAUCAUUUUUAUCCAACCUGUCUGAUUUAACUUUUUAAAGUUCUUAAUAAAUAA
Bolinopsis microptera is the source of this 1307-nucleotide messenger RNA. RefSeq names its product dnaJ homolog subfamily C member 8-like. The record is from RefSeq and is a predicted model, not a curated record. The transcript is spliced from 8 exons. Bases 36 to 773 code for a protein of 245 amino acids. Gene Ontology annotation, cellular component: nucleus. Lineage: Eukaryota; Metazoa; Ctenophora; Tentaculata; Lobata; Bolinopsidae.